Messenger RNA from Candida dubliniensis CD36, 1686 nucleotides. RefSeq lists its product as uncharacterized. NCBI's taxonomy places the organism in Eukaryota, Fungi, Ascomycota, Pichiomycetes, Serinales, Debaryomycetaceae. The record is from RefSeq and is a predicted model, not a curated record. Gene Ontology annotation, biological process: monoatomic anion transport; monoatomic ion homeostasis; borate transport. The transcript has a single exon. Gene Ontology annotation, molecular function: solute:inorganic anion antiporter activity; borate efflux transmembrane transporter activity. The coding region runs from base 1 to 1686 and encodes 561 amino acids. Gene Ontology annotation, cellular component: fungal-type vacuole; plasma membrane.
AUGGGGUUAUCAUUUAGACAUUUUAAUUAUUUUGGGUAUGGAAUCUAUAAUGAUAUCAAGAGUAGACUACCGCAUUAUAAAUCAGAUUUCACUGAUGCAUUCAACUAUCGAGUGAUUCCAUCAACUGCAUUUAUUUUCUUCACAAAUUUAUUACCAGCCAUCGCAUUUGCUCAAGAUAUGUUUGAUAAAACUGAUCAUGCUUAUGGUGUUAAUGAAGUUUUAAUGCUGAGUGCUCUUGCUGGGGUAGUAUUUGGGUUAUUUUCAGGUCAACCUUUAUGUAUUGUUGGAGUUACUGGACCAAUAUCGAUUUUCAGUUAUACAGUUUAUGAAUUAAUUCAUCCUCGUGGCACACCUUAUUUCCCCUUUAUGUGUUGGAUUUAUCUUUGGUCAAUGGUUUUCCAUAUAAUUAUUGCUGUGGGGAAUUAUAUUUCAUUCUUACAAAUCAUUAGUCUUUAUAGUUGUGACAUUUUUGGGUUUUUUAUUAACAUGGUUUAUAUUCAAAAAGGUAUUCAAAUAUUGAGUAAUCAAUUUGAUGAUGUUGAUUUAGCAAGUGGAUAUUGUUCGGUAAUGAUCGCAUUAUUAAUGGUAAUAUGUGGAGUAGGAUCUAAUAUUUUGGGUAAUUAUUUACAUUAUUUUAAACCUUGGGUUAGGAAAGUAUUUGUUGAUUAUGGGGUUGUGGCGCUGGUAAUUUUUUUCACGGGAUUUAUUCAUUUUGGCGGUAAAUUGGACAAUACAGAAUUAGCAAGAUUACCAAUAACUCAAUCUUUCCAACCGACAAGAAGUGGCGACAUACGACCACAUGGAUGGUUUAUUCAUUUUUGGCCAGGAGAAAAUAUUUCUGUUGGAGAUGUAUUUUUGGCCAUCCCAUUUGCUAUUUUGUUGACAUUUUUAUUUUAUUUUGAUCAUAAUGUUUCGUCAUUGAUGUGUCAACUGAAAGAAUACCCAUUGACUAAACCUGCAUCUUUCCAUUGGGAUUUCUUAUUGUUAGGAUUAACUACUGGUCUUGCUGGCAUAUUGGGGAUCCCAGCACCAAAUGGAUUGAUUCCUCAAGCACCAUUACAUACAGAUUCAUUAGUCAUUCAUGACAAAACCGGGAAAAGAUUAUCGGUAGUGGAACAAAGAGUAACAAAUACUGCUCAAGGAGCAUUGACAUUUUUAAUGAUGUCAAGACCGUUUUUGGUGGUUUUAGGACUAGUACCACAAGCUGUGCUUUCAGGGUUAUUUUUCAUUAUGGCUAUUGGUGGAUUACAUGGGAAUAUCGUCACCAAUAGAAUAAGGUAUUGUUUUUUGGAUAAAGAAUAUAUAGAGACCGAUCCACAAUGUCCUCAAGUUUGGAAAGAUAUUCAUCGAUUGCCGACCAAGAAAUGGUUUUAUAUUUAUACUUUGCUUGAGAUUAUUGGCGGAGUGGCAGAAUUUGCAAUCACAUUAACCAAAGGUGCAGUGGGAUUCCCUGGAGUGUUGUUGCUUCUUGCCUUUUGUGCCAAAUGGGUUUGGCCAUUGAUUAUUCCGAAAGACGAAUUAGCCAAGCUAGAUGGAGAUGUAGCUGAUGAAUUCAUCCUUAAGAAUUUCACCGUUGCAUCUGAUGAAAGAAAGAGAAGACGCAGAAGGUCAGAUGCAGAGGAAAAAGAACGAGGAAGUAAUUAUCAUGAAUCCACUAAUGAACAAAGCGGUAGUAUAACGUCGUAG